Messenger RNA from Eremothecium cymbalariae DBVPG#7215, 831 nucleotides. It is a transcript of the gene HTD2, whose product is annotated as hydroxyacyl-thioester dehydratase HTD2. Lineage: Eukaryota; Fungi; Ascomycota; Saccharomycetes; Saccharomycetales; Saccharomycetaceae. Gene Ontology annotation, cellular component: mitochondrion. Gene Ontology annotation, molecular function: (3R)-hydroxyacyl-[acyl-carrier-protein] dehydratase activity. The record is from RefSeq and is a predicted model, not a curated record. The transcript has a single exon. The coding region runs from base 1 to 831 and encodes 276 amino acids.
AUGUAUCACAGAUUGAAGACUAUUAGAGACAUAGUUAGCCCAUCGACGAUAGAAAAGUUUAACGAGAUUAUAUGUAGUCAACUGAAACAGCAACUUACAGUCAAAGAUCAUUUAGGAUGUGGUGAUCAUAUGCUAUUUUUCAAUCCAGGUGACCAUAGGUUGAGUUCAGAUGGGUACUAUAGUUACUUAACUCCGAGGAAUGCCAGUGGUCGACAUAUAAACUUUAAGAGACGCAUGUGGGUGCAAGGAUCGCUGGAGUUCUUUCGACCCAUUGAAUAUGGUAAGGAAUACGUUUGUCAGGAGAACAUUAUUUUCGUGAAGAAGAUAAGACACGACCACUUCUUGAGAAUGAGUCGUGAUGUUACAGAUAUUGAGGGCUACUUAAAGUUGCGGGAAUUCCGUACGUUGGUUUAUACUGAUAGUGAGCCGGCACUCGCGAGUGAGCGAAGCGAUAGAGAGGUAAAAGCAGAUGCAUUGGUGCGAUUUACUUUUACUGAUGUAGAUAUAAUGAAAUACAGUUGUUUAACAUCAAAUACGCAUAGGAUUCACUGGGAUCUUAAUUACUGUAAAAAUUUUGAAGGAUACAGAGACAUAUUGGUCCAAGGACCGUUCACAGCGCAGCUGAUCAUGAAGGUGCUUGAAUUGGAAAAUGUAUCAGGAAUAAAAAGCAUAAAGUAUAAAAAUUCCAAUAUCAUAUAUAGAGGGACUUCUGUUGAGGUAUGCGUUAGUUCAUUAAACGGUGGGAACGUGUUUGUAUGGAUAAGAGAUGCUACGAACCCGAAGAUAACCUAUGUAGAGUCGACUGUUCAGCUUUGUAGAGCUAGUGCGUAA